Teleopsis dalmanni is the source of this 799-nucleotide messenger RNA. RefSeq lists its product as uncharacterized. The transcript is spliced from 4 exons. Bases 110 to 799 code for a protein of 229 amino acids. NCBI's taxonomy places the organism in Eukaryota, Metazoa, Arthropoda, Insecta, Diptera, Diopsidae. The record is from RefSeq and is a predicted model, not a curated record.
AAAAAAUUAUCAUUUUGAAUUGUUAAUUUUUUCAACAGCAUUGUACAAUACAAUACUUUUAACAGUUUCUGUGAGCAAUUGUUUGCAAAUCGUCUAACAGUGGUAAAUAAUGUAUAGAAAUGCAUUAAAAAGUGGUGCUCGUACUGCUUUACAAGCGUGGAAAGUAAAAAACGAUUUAGCAAAAUUGCGGUUUGAUUUGACUCGGGCAAAUGCAGAAUUUGAACAGCAUUUGUGCAAAGCUGUCAAUGAGCUAGUCAGUCCUAUUAAAAAGCUUAGAGUGACUGCAUGUUGUUUUGCUAACGCUUGUACUAAUAACUGUUUAUAUUGUACAUUGAUAACUACCGCUGCUGAUAAACCGUCACAAAAUUUACAAAGAAAGUCAACAACACAUUUCCUUCAUUCGUUUCAUAAUCGACAACGUAUCUUAGAAAACGGCCACCUUAACACAGUGCUCUCGUCCAAACAGUUCGUGAAAGUGCAAAAGCAAUUUUAUCGCGAGUUUUCUAAUAUAUCGUUGGGAGCGCCAAUCAAAAAUAGUGAGGCUCCAUUACUAGGUGAUCUUUGUGAUAAAUAUCGAGCUGUUAUAGCACGUACCUCGGCAAAUCUAAAUUACCAACCCAAAAAAGAAAUGACAAAGCAAGAGUUUCAACGUUUACCAACAUGUGUUAUUCCAUCACAUUAUGAUCUGGAACUUAAGCCGAAUCUUGAAGAGUUCACAUUCGAAGGAAAAACCAGUGUGCAAAUAAAGAUACAAUUUCUAGAACAAAAUCAAGCACUUAUAGUUGUAGUUUUACUAUAA